CUAAUACGCAAUUUGAACAGCUGCUGGCCCUUACCGGCAAGUGCCACUCCAACCGAGUUCAAAGUGUCCUUGAACUUAUUCAGUGCACAACAGGAGAUCUCUGGGUUUGCUCUAAUCUACAAAAAUUGAUGAUAAGGGCAAUAUUUUCAACUGGUACACAUUGGCAAUCUGUUCUUCUCGCUGAGUGGAAUCAAUUUGUUGGAUCAAGCACACAAUGGCGACUGCAGGUCAAGUGAUUAAAUGUCGUGCAGCAGUGGCAUGGAAAGAGAAGGAGCCAUUGUCAAUCGAAGAAAUUGAGGUAGCACCUCCGAAGGCUAAUGAGGUUCGCAUCAAGGUCGUCGCAGCGGCCCUGUGUCACACCGAUGCAUAUACCUUGGGGGGACUAGACCCCGAGGGUGUCUUCCCCAGUAUUCUGGGGCAUGAGGGCAGCGGCAUUGUCGAGAGCAUCGGCUCAGGUGUCACUGAGUUCCAGCCCGGAGAUCAUGUCGUUCCUCUCUACACUCCUCAGUGCAGAGAGUGCAAAUUCUGCAAAUCUCCGAAGACCAAUCUUUGCCAGAAAAUUCGAGCCACUCAGGGAAAGGGUUUGAUGCCUGAUGGUACCACUAGGUUCACCUGCAAGGGGAAGUCCAUCUUCCAUUUCAUGGGCUGCUCGGUUUUCUCGGAGUAUACGGUCGUUGCCGAUAUUUCCCUUGCGAAGGUGAACCCGAAAGCUCCUCUGGAGAAGAUAUGUCUCCUCGGUUGUGGAAUUCCCACUGGCUACGGGGCAGCCCUCAACACCGCCAAAGUCGAGCCCGGAAGUACUUGUGCCAUCUGGGGACUUGGGGCUGUUGGUCUAGCAGUUGCUCUGGGGUGCAAAGAGGCUGGCGCAUCCAGGGUCAUCGGGAUCGACCUUAAUUCGGAGAAGUUCGAACCAGCUAGAGCCUUCGGGUGCACGGAAUUCAUCAAUCCGAAGGAUCACACUCGUCCCAUUCAGGAGGUUUUGGUUGAACUCACUGAUGGGGGAUUGGAUUACACUUUCGAGUGCGUGGGAAAUGUACAGACUAUGAGAGCAGCUUUGGAGGCUUGCCACAAAGGUUGGGGAACGUCUGUUAUCGUGGGAGUUGCUGCUGCAGGUCAGGAGAUCAGCACUCGUCCAUUCCAACUUGUCACUGGUCGUGUAUGGAAAGGCACUGCCUUCGGGGGCUGGAAGUCUAAGGAUAGUGUACCAAAGCUUGUUGAUGAUUACCUGAAUAAGAAAUUAUUACUCGACGAGUUUAUCACUCAUACCAUGAAGUUUGAGAAGAUCAACGAGGCGUUUGAACUGCUUCACUCCGGAAAAUGCUUGAGAGCAGUUCUUCAAUACUGAAUCUUCCAGUUCUUUGGGAUGUUCUACGUUCAAUAAUUAAUGUAUACGUGUUUUGAAAAAUAUAUAGGAUUUUUUAUACCAGAAAUAAAGGUAAAUUUAGUAUUCUUGAAA
Diachasmimorpha longicaudata is the source of this 1456-nucleotide messenger RNA. RefSeq names its product alcohol dehydrogenase class-3 (gene Fdh). The transcript is spliced from 5 exons. Gene Ontology annotation, biological process: formaldehyde catabolic process. Gene Ontology annotation, cellular component: cytosol. NCBI's taxonomy places the organism in Eukaryota, Metazoa, Arthropoda, Insecta, Hymenoptera, Braconidae. The record is from RefSeq and is a predicted model, not a curated record. The coding region runs from base 215 to 1345 and encodes 376 amino acids. Gene Ontology annotation, molecular function: S-(hydroxymethyl)glutathione dehydrogenase [NAD(P)+] activity; zinc ion binding.